UGUCUGGUGCCACGGCAGUGGGACGAGUGACCGAACAGAGACCGAAUAAAUAAGUAGAUAUCAGCCCGGUGCAGAGCCUCCUAGUUACGUUGGUCGGCUCGAUUCUUCACCCGGUCGACAGCCGAGCUGUUCGCCGAGACAGCUGGUCCAGGUCAAGCCUCUCGAGGCGUGCUCUACGUUGUUCCACGGUCCAAGGAAACGACCGAGAGGACCGUCCGCACAAGAGGCGGCCAUAUUCAAACAAUCGCCGACCGAGAGUCUUCGGCAGUCGCCGCUCUGUCGCGGAGAUGAGGCGAUAAAAGCCCUGGCCGAUCGAGAGAUCCGACCGGGACACCGGCUCGAGGAAGCUUCUCUCGACGGGGCUGGACUGAAAGGGAGGUUAGGUACGGACCGGGUUAGAAGGCUCGGGUCGGAACUAGUCCGCCCCGGCGUGCGCCCUGCAGGAAAUCACCCCGACACUUGCCGACGGGAUGAGCGCCAAGACGGACGUUAACAGGCGAGUUCUGGCGAUACAGGCCAAGAAAAAGAGGCACAAGCCCAGCAAACGGAAGGACAAGGGCGGGGGCUCCCAAGGUGACCAAGAUGCCCCUGGAGCGCAGUGUUCAAAGACACAGUCCGCUUCGAAGGGUUCCGAUCACUAUCAGGACUCUGGUGGGCAACGACAGUACCCUGGAGGCAACAGCAACAGUUCAAGCAACGAGACCAUCGAGGAUGACGACGAAUACAGCAGUGAGGACGAGGAACAGGAGGACAGCACCGACUAUUGUAGAGGCGGAUAUCAUCCGGUUAAGAUAGGAGAUUUCUUCCUGAAUCGUUAUCAUGUCACGCGCAAACUCGGUUGGGGCCACUUCUCGACGGUCUGGCUGUGUUGGGAUCUCCAGGACAAACGGUUCGUGGCGCUAAAGGUGGUUAAGUCCGCGAAACACUUUACGGAAACCGCGUUGGACGAGAUCAAACUAUUGAAGGAUGUGCGCGACACGGAUCCCAACGAUCCUAAGCGCAACAAAACGGUGCAGCUGCUUAACGACUUCAAGAUCAGCGGAAUUAACGGUCUGCACGUUUGCAUGGUAUUCGAAGUGCUCGGACAUAACCUACUCAAACUCAUCAUCAAGUCGAACUAUCGAGGGAUACCAAGGAACAAUGUUAAACGCAUUAUCAGACAAGUCCUUGAAGGUCUUGACUACCUCCACAACAAAUGUAAAAUUAUACAUACGGACAUAAAGCCAGAGAACGUUCUGAUAUGCGUCGACGAGGCAUAUAUAAGGAAGUUAGCUUCAGAAGCGACGGAGCUUCACACCCUGGGUCUGAAGCUCCCGGUCUCCUUGAUAUCGACGGCGCCCAAGGAGUUCCAAGAGCCCUUGCCGAACUCGAAGAUGUCGAAGAACAAGAAGAAGAAGCUGAAGAAGAAGGCGAAGCGACAGAACGAGCUCCUUAAGAAACAAAUGGAACAGAUCGAGGAGAUGGAGGAGCGCAACAAACACGCGAACAACACGAGGGAAAACGGAGAACCCGAGGCGAAUAGCCCGGAUCAGGAUGUGAACACGGAGAGCAUCGAGGACAACACCGAGAGCAAGGGUUCCCCGGACCUCUCCGAGCCCUGCGCUACUCCUUUGCACGUGAACGGCGUCGACGGCCUCGCCGGGGGCGAGAAGGUCGAGAACCCGUCCCCGGAACAGUCCCAGAAAAUCGAAAACGUGCCGCUCUGUCAUGUCGAAAAAAGCUGCGGCGAAGGUGUCCUACUACCGGACACCGAAGACAUGGACGAGGGGAGCGAGGAGCGCGGGGUAAACCCACCGGAGACCAAGCAACUGAAACGAGCAUCGGUGGCGCCGUUGGACCCCGCCAUUGUAGACUGCGACGUCGAGGUCAAGAUCGCCGACCUCGGAAACGCCUGUUGGGUACACAAGAAGUUCACCGAGGACAUACAGACGCGUCAGUACAGGUCACUGGAGGUGCUCCUAGGCGCGGGUUACAAUACCUCGGCCGACAUCUGGUCCACGGCUUGUAUGGCCUUCGAACUGGCCACGGGUGACUACCUCUUCGAGCCCCACAGUGGUGAGGACUACUGCAGACGAGGACCACCUGGCACACAUAAUCGAGCUCCUGGGGGAGAUCCCGAGACGCAUCGCCCUGUCCGGGAAGCACUCCAAGAUGUUCUUCACCAAGAAGGGCGAGCUGAAGCACAUCAACGGGCUAAAGCCGUGGGGCCUCUACGAGGUCUUGACCGAGAAGUACGACUGGUCGCCGAGCGAGGCGUGCGAGUUCACCGAGUUCCUAACUCCGAUGCUCGAGUUCGACCCGGCUACGAGGGCGACCGCAGCCGAGUGCCUGAAGCAUCCCUGGCUGCAGAUCAAGUGAUCCGGUUUACCGUCGGCUUUAACGUUAAAUUUCUGAGCCCCUCGCCCGCUGUUGAUCACGCGCCAGCCCCAGUCCCUUCCGACGAUCCCGAGCCGAGAGUACGACGUCCCGAGGCGAAGGCAGGCGAAGGAGAGAAGGUGCCAUCAUUCCGGAGGGUCGCAGAGACGAGGUCCUGCUUCCUGGGACGGCCGAGCCCCGUGGGGGAACCUACCGUGUAACAUUUGUAUCUACGGGAGAAAAUCGCGCCACCCUAACGCCGGUACGCCCCAGUGCUUAUUUAUUAUUCCUCUCAGUGCCACCUCUGUGCGGAAUCGAGGCUUUACGGUGUCCAGGACCCUUUUGGACUCGCGAGCACGACGGGACGACGUUUAAGCUGCUCCAGGGGUGUCGACCAGUUACAUCCUGAUCCGCCGACCAGGACUGGACUCGCCGAAGAGCUUCACCUGGACUCUUCGCGUCAUCAUUCCAGAGGCCUGCGGCUCCAGGGCCCUUGCGAUCCGACAGUGUUUUCCACGCCUACGCCACCCGACUCGGGGAACAUCCUAUCGGUCGACGAAGCCACGAACGGGGAACGAACAAACGCGACCCCGAAGAGGAUCAGCUCGACGUGACGAGCUUCGGUUCCACGGACCUCCGCACUCUCGGCUCGAAACUGCCCUCUUCCCUGUCCUGUCUCGUUACCUGUCCCCCCUCCCUCCCUCCCACCCCUCCCUACGUCCUAUUUGUAUUUAUGACUUUGUGAAAGAUAUUUUUUCAUUUAGCGAUGACAAUUUAAAUUAAAUUUCUUAGUACUUUAAUUGGCGCCACCAGUCGUUGCAUCCCACUCGCAUGCUCGUACACCGGACUCGAUCGACAACGACGCGUGUCUUGAGAGUCACAGGACGUACUCGUCGUGAAGGCAUACUUGCGUUAUACAUAUAUACAUAUAUACAUAUUAUAUAUAUAUACACACGUUAUAUAUAUAUAGGAGAUAUUUAUAAAACGUACGUUCUCGAUUCGGCAGGGAAUGGGGCGUGUUUUUGAAGAUUCGCUCGUCAUCCGGAAUUUUUUUCGCUAAGCGUUCCUCGAGCAAAGGACUAUUUGGACGGAGUCUUUCCAUGAGUCUUGCCGGUUCUCGCUUGAUAAUUUAAUGGACUGCAUUCCGGACGGAGUUGAUUGGUCUCAUCGUAAAUUUUAUAAUGAACCGCCUCGCGGUCAAUUCGGGUUAUCAAUUUUCUUUUUCUUUUUUUUUUUAUGCAAAUCCUUUCGCGACGACUCCUUGCAGCGAGUGGCCUCGUCUUCCUCGUUGAUGAAAAUCGAUCCUUCGUGUUCAUAAUGUCAGGAAUUUAUUGUCAUUUAUUGUUAAAAAAUAUUUUCGAGGAUGUAGAUGGUUCCCUGGUACUUUAGACAUCACAAGCGUUGCUUUCGUGGUCGAUGGUACUUUACGUUUAUGGCUCUUUUGACUUCUUUUUUUGUUUUUUUUUUUUUUUUUCGAGACGACUCUGUAUAAAUUCUGUAUGAAACGUCCUCUCUCCCUCUCGCGGCAAGGAUGUAACGGAAAUUGUGUAAAUGUAAUCAAAAUGCAGGUACACUCGAACGGGUGCAUCGAUCCGCUGUCUUAGGGGGAGAUAAGGAGAUGGGCCAUCUCAGUUUCUUGCACCGAUAGGAUAUUAUUAACCGAGAUUUAAAAUACUCGUAGAGGAUGCACCGGGUCCUUCGAAGGAUCCUCGGGAUUUGUCGACUGCGCAGCCCUUAGGUCCUGAUUAGAAAUCGGCAGGAUGAGUUCUAUGCGAAUCUCAGUACGAGUAGAGCUAGUUUGUGUCUAAGUACCCGAUAGGCGUUUCUGUUGUCUUUGUAUAUUUAGUGAUCCUCCUUUUUUAAAAAGAAAGAAAAACCUAGUUUAACCGGAUUCCAUUGUGAUAACGUAUCAGGAGUAGGCAAGAUAGGAUAGACUUUAAGCAUCGCGUCAUUAAACAGUUGCUAGACAUCCUAACAGCAGUCUACGCGUUUAUGGAGGUUUAAGGUUGGACUUAAUCCUGGGUUAAUCUAAUCGAGCGGUAGACUACUGUUAAAGCGUGUCUCAAAUUAAUUGUAAAAAGGCCAGGUUAGCGUCCCACGAGACUCUCCUCUGUUAUAUUUAAUUUCUCUUACCUCUGUACUCUCGAGCUCGCCUUAUUAUUAUCGUUUCCGUAAACCUUAGUUGUCGUUCAGAGGCCGACCGUGUUAAGGCAACGUGCUCCGGCGACUUUUAAUUUAUUUAUGAUCCUUAGUUUUAGAUCGUAGGUCCUCUCGAGCCAUUCCACCUUCCCGGUUAUCGGAUCGUUGGGAACAUGCCAGACAGGAGCAACCAACAACCAUGGUGUGACUGUGUAAGGGAAACAGUGUAACAGAUAUUUCCUGGAGUUUAAAAUAAAUUGUAUAUCAGUCAUUUUGAUUGCACUUAAGGGCUGCACAGUGAUGGAAGUCGGUUAAUCAGGUGAUAAGGGGAUCCUCGACUGGGAAGUCCAUUCUGGUAUACUUUAUAGUUCUAAACACUUUGCCUGGUUAUCGCGCUUCGAGUGGUACGAAGGAAUCAUCGAUGAUCGUUCGAUGACUUCGGAGAAAAUGAAAAUCUUGCCCGGGUUCCUUGGAUUCUUUUUUUUUUUUUUUCACCCUUUAGUUUCAAAGCUCUCGUUUUUCUCUAGGAACGCUUUUGAGGGAAAUGGGAGAAUCAUCGAUGAUCGUUCGAUGAUUUCGAGGGAAUAUCUCACCGAGGCUCCUCGGGUACCGACUGAUUGCGAGUACUAAGCUCUCUGCCGAUGAUUAUACGAUUGUAGGGCGAAAGGAUGGAGCGAGACGCGUUUGUUUGAGAUUAUUGUAUUCUUAGAGUAUCAUCCUGAAUGACUCCGAAGACAUGUGCGCGCGCCGAUCGGAAGAGUGCUCUGGCUGAUGAUCCCAAUGAUCGCGACUGUUCCUCGUGGUAUUCGCACUCUUAUCGUGCUAACUUCCGAUAGUAGGAACCCGUUGUACCCUGCCGUUUAAUUGUAUGAUCGUCCUGUUGAAUUUGUACAGUAUGUAGAGAGCGUAGAGGGAACCUCAUCGAAUGGCUGCCGGGAAUUCUUGUAUCGCGUAGAGGAAAUGUAUCGGUAACGGUGGGUCGACCUGAACCUCGGGAGGUGAGAGAUCGAUUCCUGGAUUAUAUCCUCAACUAAUUGUAAGAAACAAUGAAUUUGUACUUAAAUUCCCAGCUGGGAUAAUUAUUCGAGACGAGCGAGCUCUGGGAACCGAUAGGGCGAACAAUGCCGAACAAUGGUGGAUAAUGGUGGACAAUUGAGGUUUGACUGGAAGCCUGUCGAUUCUUGGACUGCCAGUCAAUGGGAUUCCCUCGUUAGAGAUACAGGAUGUGCGACAAUUAGCAAAUACCGAUAUUUUGUGGAGAGGAGGUGGACGUCGAAAUCCGUGAGCGAUCCUAGGAACGAACGCGAUUACCGUGGAACUAAAUAUUUAUAUUCGUACUUAUUGUACGCGUUUAUGAACAAAGGAAGGGUUAAACAAGUGCCAAGAAAAAUUCAGGCUCUAAGGAACGAGAAAUUAACGAGCCUCCGAUUUUCUUACACGUCUCAAAGUCGUCUAAUGUGUAUCCACUCCGAUUAUUUGCGGACCUUUUUGAUAAAAAAAAAAAAAAUAAGAGAGAGGAAAAACACCAGUGUUGUAUGUGAAGUACGAAGAUUAAAUUAUUCCAUUAAUUUCUCCGCGCUGUUUGAUUCCUGUAUUUUUGUCGAGUUAUAUUAUAUAUUCGCCGUUAUCGUCUCUUAUACGUUUCGUUUCCGUGUGUUAGGCUACGCUAAUUUCCUAGGAUGAAAAUCAAACGUAAUUCGUGGUGUUAAUGCUUUACACCUGCGCUAGGUAGACUUGUAAGGUUUUUCUAUUUGUAAUAACGAUAAACAUAAAUAGUAUUAGGUAUUAGUAGCGGUAGAUACACGCGGACUCGUUGUGACAAUCGGCGGGUCCUUAGAAAAUUCCCGUUACUGCAUCCGAUAACGAUGAAUUUAUACAUAAAGAGAAACGCCAGCCGAUAAUAUUGUAAUUGCAUCUUUGCAUUUUUAUACAUCACGGUGACCGUGCGAUCCCCUUUUGUUUGGAAUUCGGUAAAUAAUAGUAGGCAUUUACGGAGAAUCGAUGCCGAAUCGAGCUUGGCAUUGCAUUGGACGAAUACGUGCGAUAAAAAUUAACCCCCCCCCCCGAGCGCUCGCUAACAAUGAUGAAAAAUAAUGUCACAGCCGUUUUGCGAUAACGCUUGGAUUUAAUCAUGAAUUAAUUAAGUCGGCGCAAGCAGAGGACGUAUGAAUUUUAUACACGAUAGUUUUUAACGUCGGGAUUACUUUCACUUGGAAAUCGACGAGCCAGUAGACGUUAGUGAUAGUGAUAAUGAAUUGAGCUUAGCACUGUGAUAACACGCCAAUAUCCGUAACAGCGUCCGGCAGCGAGUUUCGUGUGAUUUUUCAUUGACCGAAUUAAUUGAUAAUAACGUAGGGUAGUCGAGUUUUGAAGCCGUCUUCGAAAUGACCUCAUCAUUUUUUGUUAUUCAAAACGUUUAUCCCAAUUGGCGGCUCAGAUGACCUACGGUAGGAAUUAAGUACAAUCGGAGGUAAUCAAUGCGGAGACUGUGGUGCUCGAGGUAACGAGAGAAACAUUGUAAUAAUAGACGUACAGACGACUUUUAGACGCCACCGUAGAGGAUUAAUUAACCGUAAGCGCUCCUUAACGAGCAUUUGUUAAACAAUUACCCGAAACGCUCGAUUUCCGAUUAAACUUUCGUAUCUUCAAAUCGGUGUCUUCGUUCCACCGCAGCGCCGCUCACGGAUUCCGGCGCAACGAGACGUCCUCUACAGUCCGCACACUGAGACUAAGCGUGAGCGACAUUAGCGAUUAAGUUCUUUCUAGUUUAAUUAGCGAGUAGGCUCCCGACCGCCGCUUUAGAGCUCUAGGAAUAAUUAGCGAUCAAUAAUCCGUACUGUUGUAUAAAUAGUUCGACGUGUAGAGAGCGAGCGGGGAAGAGACGGAGACACGCCAGUCGGCGAAGCGUCUGCAGGAAGAAAGAGGACAGCGUCUCGCCGAGGACAAGGAACGGACUGCUCAAGAUGGAUUGGCGUGGCGAGAUGGGAUAAAGAAAACUUGGAAAGUGGAUCGUAGAGGGACCCAAGUUAAAUGCCACACAGCUCGUGGACCGGUCGGGCGAUUCGGCUCGGGUCAGCCUAGUCCGCGAAAAUUAAACCGCGCGUUCGCAAUGGCUUCUACCCGAAUUGCUCAUGCUUCGAUUGUAAGCUAUCCAUGCGGUGGAUAAGAACCGCGGAUCACCCACAAGGAGACGCAGAAUAUUAGGAGACCCUAGGAUAAGCGAUAAGGAGCCUCGUUGAUCCAGGCUGGCUUAAUUGUAGUUCCGGCGAGAUCGAACUUAGAUUCGAGGGAGACCCCUUGCCUCGCUUGUAGAGUUAAAAGAUUUUUAGCUACUUAAUUGUUAGAGUGCCAGGAGGCGCGACCGCUGUUAUCCCGUUCAGUGCCUAAGAGUGCCUCGACUUGAAAUGACGGAAGAGCGUUUGGCACUUUAGGGUGUGAUUUUUUUUUUUUUUUUCCCAAUGGCACUCGAGCGCAUAACGAGUACGGGUAAGGGAGGGAUUGGCGACCUCUUUUAACGCUGAAAGCGAGGCUUGAGGACCGUAGAGAGUUCAGCGAUCUUCCGUUGCUUAUCAACUGCGAAGCGUGUACAUAGUAGGGCGAACCUCUAGGAAAUCGAUGUAUACGGUGGCUGGUUCCGUACUCGGUGCAGCCUCGAGAACCCUUAACUAGUAGAGAUAGAGGUGGCCUUUUCCUUCCUCGAGGCUGGGUCACCUCGAUAUCCGAUAAUCCAGUCCGACGGUAUAAGGGGUUGAUGUAAACCGAGCCAGGUGGAGGUCGCAGGAGCGGUCGAAGGAAGGUCCGGGGAAGGCGAACCCACCGUCGUCCAGUGAUUUAUUGUUAAACGGCCGAUUCUUCCUGGACCUGUUCGAAGACGGUCCUGCGGUGGUUUGGUAUGGUUUCAUUGUCACGGGGAGCCAAACCGAAGAGAGAUCUUGUCCUGGGAGGUCUGGGGGACCUGCGACACGUCCUCGGGGACUCACCGAUCGGUACACGAUGCUCUAUGGUUGUUAGUAUAAAUAUGCAUUAUAAAGUAAAUAAAUAAAUGAGUAAAUAUACAUAUGUAGAGAGAGAGAGAUACAGAGAGAACCAUGUAAUCCGCAUGAUUAGCCAGUGCACGUCGUUACGUAUAAGAGUGCAGCGAGGAGGUCGCAGCGCCGGGGAGGGACUUUUUCGAAGGUGGUGAACUCGGCGUGAACUCUGUGGAGGUGCUUCGUUGGUUCGUGAUGGGACUUUCUGGAGCUGGAAUAGAAAGUGGGAGCUGUAAAUGUGCUCUGUGGAGCGGUUAGAGGGUUCUAGUCUGACUUUUUAACGGUCGGUCGGCGUCUUAGCUCCUCGUUAGGGGCAGGUGAC
Messenger RNA from Orussus abietinus, 8844 nucleotides. RefSeq names its product SRSF protein kinase 3 (gene SRPK). Gene Ontology annotation, biological process: spliceosomal complex assembly; protein phosphorylation; regulation of mRNA processing. The transcript is spliced from 6 exons. Lineage: Eukaryota; Metazoa; Arthropoda; Insecta; Hymenoptera; Orussidae. The record is from RefSeq and is a predicted model, not a curated record. The coding region runs from base 471 to 2576 and encodes 701 amino acids. Gene Ontology annotation, molecular function: protein kinase activity; ATP binding.